AUGAUUUUCUUCGCUGCCGCCAUCCUGAUUCAACCUAGGCUUUUACUGGCUCCUCAAGGCGUGGAAGAGCGGGUUCCUGAUGACCUACAUUAUAACACUAUAGACAGCCACAGGAUAGCAACGCAACGCUGGAAUGAAUUUGUAUCGAUUGGUCAAAAAAUCGAUCAUAGCAAAAACAGACUUCUCUACUGCAUUGCAGGGCAGUUCUUGUUUGAAAUGAUCCCCCAUCUCUCCUCAGACGUUGAGAGCAGCUUCCCCAUUUCUCAUCCAGAUCUACAUGUUGGCAACAUCUAUGUCGACGAUGACCUCAACAUCACAUGUAUUAUUGACUGGAGUUCGGCGUCAACAGGUCCCAUUGCUGAGCUGCUCGCGACCCCGGGACUAGGGGGCUCAGCCAGACCACCUUCGGAUUCCCUCACUGCUGCUUUUCGGUCUGGUUUUGGCCGACGAGCCACGAAACUAAGCCCCGAACUCUGUAACCCAAAGCUUUGGCAGACAUCGGAUAAUAUGUGGUACUUUUCUCGAUUAGUUCGGUUGCUUUCUAGAAAUGACUAUGAGCAUUUUCGCCGAUUGUUCGAGCUAGUUCAAAAACCGAGCGCUGAGAAAACGGGGAUUCUCUACUUGUUUCAUGAACGAGCCAACAGUGACGAGAAUAAGAAGCUGCUUGCCAAGCUACAGGAGGACGACAUGACCACAGAAGAAGUGCUGGAACAGGAACGAAUGGCGAUAUCUUCUACUAGACGUGCAAAUUCUGACGCCAUUGCUAUAGCGAGAAAGCUGACGCUGAUGUCGGAGAUGAAUCCAGGUUUCCUUGCUAACCACGUAUUAUGGCGAUGGGUUGAAGAAGCACUCAGGCAGGAUGGUCUUCCAUAG
Messenger RNA from Trichoderma asperellum CBS 433.97, 873 nucleotides. RefSeq lists its product as uncharacterized. The record is from RefSeq and is a predicted model, not a curated record. NCBI's taxonomy places the organism in Eukaryota, Fungi, Ascomycota, Sordariomycetes, Hypocreales, Hypocreaceae.